Messenger RNA from Coniophora puteana RWD-64-598 SS2, 2502 nucleotides. RefSeq lists its product as uncharacterized. Bases 1 to 2502 code for a protein of 833 amino acids. Gene Ontology annotation, biological process: cytoskeleton-dependent cytokinesis; regulation of DNA-templated transcription. Gene Ontology annotation, molecular function: DNA-binding transcription factor activity, RNA polymerase II-specific; zinc ion binding; molecular adaptor activity. The record is from RefSeq and is a predicted model, not a curated record. The transcript is spliced from 8 exons. Gene Ontology annotation, cellular component: septin ring; cell division site; septin complex. NCBI's taxonomy places the organism in Eukaryota, Fungi, Basidiomycota, Agaricomycetes, Boletales, Coniophoraceae.
AUGCCGAUCGACGCCCACUCACACCCACCACACAUCGCUGUUGGUGGGUACAACCUCAUGGUUGCAGGUCAGCGCACGGGCAAGACCUCUUUCCUUCGUCUUCUUCUCGACACCAGCAACAUUUCCUGUGCAGCCACAAAAGACCAGCUUGCUUCCGUCGCCAAGUUCGUUCAGGGCUGCUCUGGCCACACCUCUCAUAUACGCCAUGCAUCCGUCAACGUCGACCUCGAACCCGACAGUUCUUCCUCCCCGCCUCAAACAAUUUCUAUGACUCUUGUAGAUACUCCCUCACUCGACUCGGCCGAUGAGUCCGCCUCGGACAUCACUCUGCAUGAAAUACUCAGGCAUGUCGACUCCCGCUACGCUGAGGGCCUCGACGAUGAGCGGAGGGCCCAGACCGGAGACAGUCACAUCCACCUGUGUAUCUACUUUCUAGACCCGGACACGAUCGUCCCCCCUUCCAUGUCCGCGCCACCGCCACCUCUUGUUAACCGCCCUCGCGCCAGCUCCUUCACCCGCUCAGAGCCCGAGCCUGUCAUCCUCGAGCCUCCUGUUCCUUCUCACCACCCCGUGCUCUCGCGGCCAACUCUCCCGCCACAGGAAGUAAACAUCAUACGCCGCCUCUCCUCCCGUGUCAAUGUCUUGCCGGUUAUUGCAUGCGCCGACACACUCACCAAUGACCGUCUGGCCGCUGUCAAAAUGGCCGUCCGCCGAGAUCUAGCCGAGGCUGGCAUCGGCUUUGGCAUUUUUGAUAUAGACACACAUGCAACCUAUCCACACCGAAAAGAUGCACAGGACUCUGCACUUCCCGCCAAAAGCGAGCACACAAAUGGGUAUGCCAUCAUCUCAAGUCGCUCUUCACCGCUGUCCCCGCCCACGUCGCCGCCAGGGAUUUCCACCCCUCCCCUACCUUAUGCGCUCGUUUCUCCCGAUCUCUUCUCCCACAGCGACGGUGUGGCGCGACCAGCACCAGCGCGGCACGAACUUGUUCAACAAUAUACUCCUUCCGCACGUCCUGUUGGGCACAAAAUCGUCCGAGGGAAGUACAUCCGCAGUUAUCGCUGGGGUUCCAUGGACGUUCUUGACCCUAGCCAUUCGGACUUUCUGCCUUUGCGCAGUGCUAUAUUCCAUCAUAUGGAGACGUUGCAGAAGUACACGCGCGAAUACCUCUUCGAAAAGUUUCGGGACGAGAUUCGACUUCAGCAUCACUCCGCUGCACCGCUUCUUCCUCAGCAGGCAGUCGUCUCUCGCGCUCAACUGCCGCUCAUUUCCCAUCCGCAUGGGCCUCCGGGGCGCCCAUUGCUGUCUAUUGAGACCGCGCCUGGCCCGCCCCUGCACGACGGCAUCAGUAGACACUCUAACGGCCAUCCCCCUCGAGAUGCGGCUGAAAUGCACAACAUUGCAUUAUCCCGUCCCAUCUCCGAGUCUGUGCCUCCACAUGCGCAGGUCAAGAACGGGUCAAUGAGAUCAACUAAAACGAGGACAAAGAAGAUCAAUGUUGCGUGUAACUUCUGUCGCUCUCGCAAGCUCAAGUGUGACGGUGGGAGGCCGGCGUGCUCGCAAUGUGUAAAGAGAUCGCAUCCAUGCGAUUACAUGCCUCAGUCGAACAAGCGACGGAACCCAAACCGGCGGAAAGGGGACGAGAGCGAAUCCGAUGGCAGCGGGGCGGAGGAGCGCUCGGACGGUGUGGAGGAACCAUCACUUUCCCCGGAGAUCCCCGCGGCCCCCCUUGCGCGGCGCCCUUCAAACGCUGACAAGCGUCCCCUGAUCGACGCUUACCCCUCUAUUUUGCCGCCGAGCUCGUCUCUUCACGGAUACCCCCGUGAACCUGCGCGCCCGGCCACGAGUGGUGGGCUCCUUGAGCGUCACGAUGGUUUGGGGCGCUCGCUGUUCAGGGAUAAUGAGCUCCCUCAUAUCGCCACCCUGAUGCCUGAUGGAGUGCCGAGCAUGAUGUCCGCUGCCACGCUGCCACCUAUUAGACCAGCUUCUGAACAGCAAGCCGCGCAAAGGAAACGAGCGAAUACCCUGCCUGGACGGGGGAGCAGGCCAAGCGCAGGGACCGGACCAAAGGUUGUUGCGUGUAAUUUCUGCCGGGCUCGCAAAACAAAAUGCGAUGGUGGGCAUCCGGCGUGCUCCAGCUGUGCACGUCGGUCGCUGCCUUGUAACUACAAUCACGAGUCUCAAAAUGGGCAGAGAAAAGGCGGGCGGCGCGGGUCGACGUCCAAGGUGCCCAACGGUGGUCUACCUGCUCCCUUGCCUAUAGGCGCAACCAACGAGGCCCGUUUGCCUCCUGGACCCAGUAGCUCUGGGCCUCGCUCCCCCUCACGAUCGCCGGUCGCAGAGAGGCGGUAUGCAGACACUAGCCGUUCUGGCAGCUCAGGUUCGAGUGCAGGCGAAGGCACCGACGUUGACCUGAAGCGGAAGUUUGACGACGAUGACCGGGCGCAGGUACCAAAGCGAUUGCGCGUAGACGAUCGCGAGUCGGCGGCGGUCGUAUUUUGA